GCCAGGUGGAUCUGGCUAAGAGCCUGGGCUCCAGCGUGCCCCAGACGUGGGGAAGUGACUGCAAGCUGGCAGGCGAAGGCGAGAGCACUGUUGGCCCCAGGAUCCAGCUCUGGGAAGCUGGGAUUCUUUCCCAGACGCUGGCUCCGAGGAACACAAUGGAAGAGGAAGGGGUAAGAAACUUCAAGGAACUUCGAGCCAAAUUUCAAAAGUUUGAUGCCCCACCUUUCCCAGGACCGCUUAAGUUGCCAGCUGGUGUUUCUCGAAAGGAUGACAGGGGACACACACAGUCAGCCCAGAGUCUGGCUAGUGGGAAGGGCCUCUCAUCCAAUCACCAUCCGCCCCUGUCUUCUUCUUCCACUGAAGUGUGCCAGCCUCUUAAAAGCCAGGAAAUUAAGUCGGCACAGAGAGGUGAAAUUCAGAAGAAUUCACGUUCCUCGGGACCUCUGGAAAAGUCUGCUGUGUGUCCUGCAAGAAAUUCCCAGGAAGCUGCCAUGCCACGGGAUGGAAGUCGAUCAAAAGCUGAGACAUCCAAUGAGGAGAAAGGACUGGUCCUCAGCAGCUUCAGAUUUAAGCUUUGGAACUGGGAGAAAUUUUUAUCUCAGAACAGUAAGAUGUCCUCAGCUCCGCCUCUUACCAACUGUGGGAAUAAGACCUUCCAUGUGGAAAGUCAGAAAACCACAGGGCUUGCUCAGAUAAAACCAGAGACGAGCCCGGAGACAACAGAAGUCCAGACCCUUCCUCCCCAGAGCCAUCUGAUGGUCCGGAGAAAAUCACCUGUGGCCUCUGAAGCCUCCCCUUUGCCACUUCCUCGGCAUGGCAGGAAAGGUACACACAGCCCGGGUGCUGAGGAGAGCCCCAGGAGCAGCCUGUGCCAGCCUGUUUAUGAGUGCGAGCUUACCAGCCCAGUUCCAGAUGAGCCAGAGAGCAGGCAUCAACAGCUUCCCAAAAUAAAGCCACUGCCUUCCAUUGAGACCCUCGGCCCACCUCCCAAGAAGCCUUCAAAACCCCCAUUUGUGGACCUCCAGGCCUUCCAUAGGCAGCCAACUGCUGUCUCUAAGACCCUGAAAGAAGUGACUGUGAAGGAGGGCCCCCUGAUUCCAGAUGGGGCUGAGUUGGAAGAAUCACAUAAUUAUGACAUAACAAUUUCAUAUUUGAGUCACUCUUGCAACUCCAUUAACCCAUGUGCUGCAGGAGAAACGGCUGAUGCCACUUAUGAAAUUGAAAUUGAAGAACUCCAAAAGCCUUGGAGGAGUUUUCUCCAUCCAGAGCUGAGCCCUAGACCUAAGGACGAAGAAAACAAUGUGAAGGAAAAACAGCCAUGGGAAUUAGAACCUCAAAAGCGAGAGGACUCAUAUCCUGACCACCCUUCCGAGGCAGGUGUCUAUGAAGGGACACCAGAAGAAGGCCAUGAGGACAGAAGAAGUGCUCCAGCUCUCCUUGACAUGACUGACAUCACUCUGAACAGGCUCUUCCCCGAGGAUGUGAUGCUGACCAGGCCCUACCAAGAUAAGGGUGGGUAUGUGGAGGCUUUGGAGGUGACCAAAGAAACCCCAAGUCCAAGUACCAUUAGGUCAAACUCCUCUUCAGAGGAGACUUAUGACGAUGUGGGGUGCUCCAGAGAAGAUCUACCCAAGUGGGACUUCUCCAGCUCAUUCACCUCAGACAGCGAGGAAAAUAGUGAAGACAUGUAUGAAGAUAUCUACAAAGCAAAGAAUAAUGACAAAAAAACAAAUGUAGAUGGAAGAGCAGCCCUGAGAAGACUGCAGCAGCUCUUCAGGAAUGAGAAGGGCAUAUUCAGAAUGAAGAAAGCCAAGUCAAAUGUCAGCAAUGGAUUUUCCAUGUCACUUCCUGACUUAGGACUCGGGUCUGAGGACAUUACCAUCUAUGAUGAUGUGGACACAAGUGAGAAAGAAUCAAAAGAUGAAGACAAAUUAAAAACUUGGAAGCUUAAGUUUUUGACAUCAAAGUGGAAAAAGGGGGAAAAAGGCAGUGAAGGAUCCAAAAGUUUUUCUCCCAGAAAUUUCUUCAGAGCUAAGAAGCACAAUUUAGAAAAGAAUAGAAUGGAAAAAGAAGAAAAACUUUUCAGAGAAAGAUUUCAGUAUGGUAAAGAGAUUGUGGUCAUUAACAGAGCAGUAGCGUGCUCUAGCAAUUCACGAAAUGGAGUAUUUGACCUGCCAAUAACUCCUGGAGAACAGCUGGAAGUUAUCGACACCACUGAAGAAAACCUAGUGAUAUGUCGCAAUUCCAAAGGCAAAUAUGGAUAUGUGCUCAUUGAACAUCUAAAUUUCAAGCAUCAGGGCUGAUUCCAUUAGGAAGGUCUGCGUAAGUCAGGAUGUGCCCAAGCUGUGAGUCCAGCCCCACAGCCCUUCCAGUUCCUGUGUCAAAUGAGAUGGGCUGUGGAGACUUCUGUCAGAAACUCAGAAGAAAAUCCUCAACAUGUCAAUGUUGGUUUGACUUCAAAAAAGUUUGUCUUUCAAUAUCUAUUUUACUGCUGGUUCAAGAGAUUGUGAAACAGAAUGUUAGCAUGCGAGCACUUGCCUAAUGAGCCACAUCCCAAGUUAGACAUCUUGCCUUAUGGCACCAGUGAGCUGUGCAGAUGGUUAGUGAACAUCUAAUGUUAGUACACGUCAAAUGUAAUUUCUUGGUGCACAUCUACAUUUCAUAUGAAUUCUAAGUGGUAAAGAAUGUAACCAUGUUACUUUAAACAAAACAACACCUGAGCCAUA
Messenger RNA from Peromyscus eremicus (cactus mouse), 2726 nucleotides. RefSeq names its product FYN binding protein 2 (gene Fyb2). NCBI's taxonomy places the organism in Eukaryota, Metazoa, Chordata, Mammalia, Rodentia, Cricetidae. The transcript has 20 exons. Gene Ontology annotation, biological process: protein localization to plasma membrane; T cell receptor signaling pathway; integrin-mediated signaling pathway. The coding region runs from base 156 to 2303 and encodes 715 amino acids. Gene Ontology annotation, molecular function: protein binding. The record is from RefSeq and is a predicted model, not a curated record. Gene Ontology annotation, cellular component: plasma membrane.